Oikopleura dioica is the source of this 3018-nucleotide messenger RNA. Lineage: Eukaryota; Metazoa; Chordata; Appendicularia; Copelata; Oikopleuridae. The record is from the annotation of a GenBank genome assembly.
AUGAGAGCUGCGGUACUUUUUUCCGCAUUCUCUCUUAUAGAGGCAGACUCUUGCGUAGCAUGUAGUUCUAGAAGAAUGAAUUUCACUGAAUGGGAUGCCUUGAAAUCUACAGAUUGCUGGGAUGAUGAGAAAGCACUACAAAAUUCACUUGACGGUAAACCAAACUCAGUGGAACCAUGCAGGAAAUCAGAAAUAUCAGACCACCGACGCUGUGCUACUGAAAUCAGAAACUGGUGGACUCCUGAAGGCAAUCAGAGGGUGAGCGUCAUCAGAGGAUGCAAACGAAUUCCCGCGGAUUUAGACGAUGUUGACCAAGACGGUUGUGUUAAUGAAAUCGAUACUACUGGAGCUCAUAUCAGAACUUGUUAUGCACUUGGUAGACAGCCAGAUGACGGAGAGGAAUUAAGAGAGGUUCCAAUCCAGAAUGUUUUGGACUUGCUUGAAGAAGAAAACUUGAAGAACGUUAAGUGCCAUGUUUGCGAAGGAUACACAGCCUCUGAAGAUGGAUCCUACGAAGAGUGCAGAGAUGACACUGAUCAAGAAGAGGGAGAAUGCCCGGAGUGGGCAAGCAUGGGAUGUUUCCGUGUUAACAACCAAGCGCUUCAUGAAAUCAAUGGAAAUGAAAAGCGAUCUGUAUUGCGCGGUUGUUCCGCUUUCUCUCUCGAUCAAACAAACUGCAACGAGUACGUCGAGGGUAUUUUCGAAUUGGGAGAGUCGUGCAAGGACACUUGCCCAGGAAACGAAGGACAAGAAUUUUGCAAUGUAGGUGAAGUACAGCCCCUGAAUAAGUGUUACGUCUGUGAUUACGAGUGGGACUCACUUGGAACAGUGAGAAAUGGCGAUGUUAGAUGUAGAUACCCUGCUACUGCUGGUGCUUUCGAACUUCAAGAGUGCCCCGACUCUGCUCCAAGCUGUGCUACUGAAAUGAAAGUUCUUUGGAAUCGCGAUGGCAAUCAAAUCAAUACUAUUUCACGAUUCUGCACCGGCGAUAAAGCACCGGAAGAUGAGACUCCUGAGAAUAACUGCCAAUCGUCAAAAGAUCUUGUCAGUCAGGAAUCCACGAAAUCCUGUAAAACCACCUGCUAUGAGCUUGGAUGCAACGACAAAAAUGACAUCUAUAAACUCUUCUCAGUGAGAAACGAUACGAUCAGUUGUAACUCGUGUUACUACGAUGAAAACAGGCCAGAGAGCAACAAUCAAGACUGUGCGUCGGAAAAUGGAGGUGAGCAAACAGAGUGUGAGCCGUUUGAAGAUAGUGGCUGCUUUUCUGCUGGAAACUGGUUAACCAAGGAAAACACUGAUGGAGCGAUAGGAGAAUUCUUCCGCGGUUGCAGCUCAUUCAACUUUAAUGAGGCCGUCAAGGGAUGCCAUGAAGAAGUUAUCGUAACCGGAAGCGGAAGUCGACAACUGAACACUUACUGCCGUGAUCACUGCGAAACUGGAGAUUGCAACACUGAGCCAAUCGAGAAUCCUGGAAUUCUCGGCGGUAUCAAAUGUACAACAUGCAGUGCAGCCAUGAACAACAGAGGGGAAAUGAUCAGUGGCUCUGAGAAAUGUUUUUCAUCAAAGGCUGAAGAUAUCGAGCAAUUUUCGCUUAAUUGUGACGCUCCAGAAGGCAUGGUGGCUUUCUGUGGAAAUGAAAUGGACGGUGAUUGGUUUUACACAGGGCAACAGAUAUUCCUUGUCGGCCGUGGCUGUCGAUACUUUCCAGAAGGGUCGAACGGAUAUGGUCGAUGUGAAGAAUAUAACGCAAAUGGAUAUGAGAUUAGACAGUGUUCGGAAGCGAAACGAGGUUCAACUGAAAACGUAGCAAACGCUGAUUUGAGCUUUUUGCUAAGCAACUUCGAAUCAGGAGAAGAGCUUUCUUGCUAUCACUGUGCAGAAAACCUGGGUAGUGACAACCCCGAACUCUGUGAAAACGGUGGAGAGGUUAACACAAAAUGUCCUUCUUGGGCCUCAACGAGUUGUUCCGACAGUAGAAUCACCGGAUUUUCCGCUGAAACUGGCGCUGGCUACCACAAAGGUUGCUCAACUUUUGAUAAGUUUGAUGAGCCCGUCUGUGAUAUCGCAAAUACUGACUAUGAAAUUUGCAGAAAAACUUGCAAAGGAAAUAACUGUAACUCGAAGCCGAUUCCUCCUCCACCCCAGUGCCAUGUAUGCACCUACGAAUUCGAUGACUUUGGACAUUCUAUUGGCAAUCCAAACUGUUUCAAUGAGACCACUUUGACUUCGGAUACUAUUCAAACUUGCGCUGAAGGUGAAACCGUCUGCGUUACGGAACUGCAGUCCGAAUGGCGAUUCGGAGGGGAGCAGAGACAUAUCAUCCGACGAUAUUGCGCCAAAGAAAGUGCUCUAGGCGAGCCUUACUGUCUUGAGCACAAUGGUGGUGAGGAGUCUUACAAGGAUUGCUACUCAACGUGCAGUAACGACGUUGAAAAUGCUGGUAGUAUCGCUUGCAACAACAAUAACGAUGACGUCUACUCUCUCUUCAAGCCACAAGGCAAUGACCCAAUUGUUACAAGCUGCAAGUCCUGCUUCUACUCUGAAAUCCCGAACGGUGAAGAUGGAGUAAUUCGAUGCAAAAAUCAACCUGGCGAUCAGGACAAAGUCAAUUGUCUCCCAUUCCAACAAGCUGGCUGCUACGUUUCAAACUCCUGGAGAAACACUGACGGGCAAGAGUACCAGGAAGUUUACAGGGGGUGCUCCGCUUUCCCAGAAAGUCUAGUCGAUAAGGGAUGUUACGAGAGUAGUGGACCAAACGGUGCUAUCGAAGUUUGCAAAUCCUGGUGUGGGAAGAAUCAAUGCAAUGUAGAUCAAGCCGAUGAGCUCACCUCGACCACAACUACCCCUACCACAACAACGACGACAACUCCUACUACAACAACUCCUUCUACCACGGCCUCUACUUCUACACCUGUUGAAACGACAACCACGACCACAACCCCAGACGAAACUACGAGUGCUGCAGUUACAAACUUUCUUGCCUCAUUGCUUCUCGCUACUUUAUGUUUUCUUUAG